Messenger RNA from Sodiomyces alkalinus F11, 2181 nucleotides. RefSeq names its product glycoside hydrolase. The coding region runs from base 1 to 2181 and encodes 726 amino acids. The transcript has 8 exons. NCBI's taxonomy places the organism in Eukaryota, Fungi, Ascomycota, Sordariomycetes, Glomerellales, Plectosphaerellaceae. The record is from RefSeq and is a predicted model, not a curated record. Gene Ontology annotation, molecular function: 1,3-beta-glucanosyltransferase activity; glucan endo-1,3-beta-D-glucosidase activity. Gene Ontology annotation, biological process: cell wall organization. Gene Ontology annotation, cellular component: fungal-type cell wall; cell surface; extracellular region.
AUGAAGGGCUCCAUCCUCCUCGUCGCCGCCGCCGCCGCGGGUGCGAGCGCCUCUGCUCACCGUCAUGCCCACCGCAUGUUUGCCAAGCGAGGAACCGAUGCUGAGGUCUGCGUGCCUAGCUGCACCACGGUGUACACCACCAUCUACGGCGAGGCGACUCUCGUCCCCAAACCCCCUUCCCCCGAGACCAGCAGCAUCCCCCCUCCUCCUUCGUCUGCUGUUCCUGAGGCGCCCACCUCCACCUUCGUCCCUCCUGUCGACCUGCCGACCGAUGCGCCGGAGCUGUGCCCGACCCCUGGCGAGUACACUUUCCCGGCCACCACCAUCACCGUCUCCGAGACCACCACUGUGUGCGCCCCUGCCACUACCAAGCUCCCGGAGGGCACCCAGACCUACGGCGGUAUCACCACCGUGGUUGAUUACGAGACCACCAUCGUUGUCCCCUACCCCACCGAGCAGACGAACAAUGGUGUUGUCACCAGCGUGAUCGAGACCACCACCUUCGUCUGCCCCGAGCCUGGCACCUACACCGUUGCCCCGACCACCACUGUGUGUGUCGAGGAGACCGUCGUUGUCUACCCCACCAUCACUACUGUUGUUCCUGGCACCUACACUCGCCCGGCUGUUACCACCACCAUCACCCAGACGAACGUCAUCGUUGUCUGCCCCUGGACCACCAAGGAGCCCGCUCUCGCUGCUCCCACCAGCCCGGCCUCUCAGCCUGUCCCCGAGCCCGAGCCUACCUAUGCUCCUGAGCCCGAGCCUACCUAUGCUCCCGAGCCUGAGCCUGAGGAGCCUGGCAACGGCGGUGAUAUUGGCGGUGGUGCCGGUGACCACUGGGCCAUCACUUACACUCCCUACAGCGAAGACGCCUCUGGCUCGUGCAAGAGCGCCACCCAGGUCGAUUCUGACAUCAAGCGCAUCAGCGAGGCCGGCUUCACUGUCGUUCGCAUCUACUCGACCGACUGCGAUACCCUCCAGAACGUUGGCGGCGCUGCUGAGAAGUACGGUCUCCACCUCAUUAUCGGCAUCUUCGUCAAGGACACCUGCGACCCCAACGCUCGGGAUAUCAAGGAGCAGGUCAAUGCCAUUGUCGAGUGGGCUAACUGGGCCAUCACCGACCUCGUCGUUGUCGGUAACGAGUGCAUCUUCCAGGGUCGCUGCGACGCUGCGAGCUUGAAGCAGCUCAUCGUCUCCGUCAAGGAGGCUCUCAACGGCGCCGGCUACACGGGCCCUUACACCACCGCCGAGACCCUCAACGUUUGGGAGCAGCCCCAGGUCGCUUCCGCUCUCUGCUCAGUCAUCGACAUUGUCGGCGGCCAGGUCCACCCUUACUUCAACGCCGAUGUCUCUCCUUCCGAGGCCGGCCAGUUCGUCCAGAACCAGCUCGACAUCCUGCAGAACGACAUUUGCGGCCUCAAGCCCGCCCUGAACCUCGAGUGCGGCUGGCCCACCGCCGGUGUCCCCAACGGCCGCGCCAUCCCUGGCCAGCAGGAGCAGCGCGAGGCCAUACGCUCCAUUCGCGAGCUCGUUGGUGACAAGACCGUUUUCUUCUCUUUCCACGACGAUGGGUGGAAGGACCCCGGCUCCUGCCAGUGCGAGCAGCACUGGGGCUCACGGCUUCCCCUCAUUGUCCUUGUGUUGUCUUCCGUGCUUACCGACCUACUCGUCUGCUGCUCUGUUCUUGCGUCCUUGGUGUUUCUCAGGCCGUCCUUGGUUUUGAUUAUCCCGUUGGUCAUAUCUGAGGAUCGGAAGGGUCGUCUAUUUGUCGUCUGGCACGGCCUAGGUCAAGGCCAUCCUUUGCUACUUGUGCUUUUCGAGCAGAAUUUCAGUCCGUCUUCAAUCUUUGAACCUCGCCACCGUCAUCAUUUCGCUCUUGGAAUCUAUUCCAUCAUCGGCGUUCAUUACAUAUCGCUGUCCAGACAUCCGAGCCUUUUAAGUGACUGGCAAUAUGUGAGGACGGCCGUGGUCGUGCACAAGUCAUUCUACACGAAAAAAUUCACUUACCAUCAGGAAAUCUCAAGAACCAGCAAUCUCUCAUUGGCACUUCACAAUAUGGAGAAAAGACAUCUCCCCAACUACAGAGAAUUUUGCUGGAAAGCAUCUUCAUCGAUGGCAGUUGAACCCUCCUCGUCACAGAACACCAUGAAUGCUCCUCUCCUUUCCAACGAAAUGAAAUGA